AUGAUUAUCUCUCCACGACUUGUUCUCCUACUCUUGUGCAUCGUGGACAUUGCAUGGUCUCUAUCGACUGAUCAAUUAGCACUUCUAGAAUCAACAAUUAAUGAGAACAGCUGUGAAUUCUACAGUAGUCUAGAAAAACUGAUGCCGUGUGGUAAAAAUGGCUAUGUCAUUGGUUUUGGCUACAGAUAUUGUGAAGCAUAUUUAGAUGCACGAAAUGAAUUCAAUGAUACCAAAUGGCAAAAUGGCGUUCGUGUAUGUCUUCAACGAACUAUGCUCUCGAAACUUCCGACUAUUUCUGAAGCUUCCUGUUCGCAAAUUAGUGAGUGGGGUUUCGAUUCGCAUUUUGGCUGCUAUAUGCAUCCGAUUCCUGACUCACCAGAAAUCAACUUCUGUCAUCUCAAAUCAAUGGACAUUAUCAAAAUCGGAUGGAUUGCGACGAGUAAAUUAUUGAAACAAGAAGUGUUAAAUCAAUUUCUUAAACUAAUCAAACAAUGUACCACUCAUAAUUAA
Adineta ricciae is the source of this 510-nucleotide messenger RNA. The record is from the annotation of a GenBank genome assembly. NCBI's taxonomy places the organism in Eukaryota, Metazoa, Rotifera, Eurotatoria, Adinetida, Adinetidae.